Messenger RNA from Erigeron canadensis, 1039 nucleotides. RefSeq names its product alpha carbonic anhydrase 7-like. The record is from RefSeq and is a predicted model, not a curated record. The transcript is spliced from 7 exons. Gene Ontology annotation, molecular function: carbonate dehydratase activity; zinc ion binding. NCBI's taxonomy places the organism in Eukaryota, Viridiplantae, Streptophyta, Magnoliopsida, Asterales, Asteraceae. Bases 117 to 935 code for a protein of 272 amino acids.
UCAUCUCUUUCUCCCCUCUAUCAAACAAAACUUUAUCAACUCUCUCUAUCUUCCUUCAAAAUAAACAAAAAAUAUAAUACGUACACACAUUUAUAUAAUUCUCUUUAUAUAUAUAAAUGAUGAAUAAUUUAAACUUUUUGGCACUUGAAUUUCUCUUGCUUAUGAUUAUUUUCUCUCAUCCAUCAUCAACCCAAGCUCAAGAAGUUGAAAAUCAAAGCGAAUUUGAUUAUGUGGGAGGCAGCCAUAUGGGACCGGAGAAUUGGGGCGACAUAAAGAAAGAAUGGUCAUUAUGCAGCAACGGGACGAUGCAGUCUCCUAUCGAUAUGUCGAGUCAGAGGGUAGAGAUGAUGCUCAACUCUAAGAAGCUUAACAGAAGCUAUAUGGCUUCUAAUGCUACCAUCAAAAAUAGAGGACAUGACAUUAUGCUUAAAUGGGAAGGAAAUGCGGGAUCAAUUAGCGUCUAUGACACCGAGUAUAUUUUGAAACAAGCGCAUUGGCACUCGCCUUCAGAGCAUACCAUCAACGGCCGAAGAUAUGACAUGGAACUGCAUAUGGUCCAUCUUAGCAACGACAACAAAAUAGCUGUCAUCGCUGUUCUUUACAGUCUUGGCGAGCCUGACCAUUUUCUUUCUAAGUUGACGGUCAACAUAUCGUCUAUGAUAGAUGAAAAGGGGGGACGUGGAUACAGUGGGAUCAUAAAUCCCGGAGAGAUACAAAUAAGUAGCAGGAGGUAUUAUCGGUACUUUGGUUCACUAACUGUUCCUCCUUGCACCGAAGAGGUUCUUUGGACCAUUAGCAGAAAGAUAAGAACAGUUUCAAAAGAUCAAGUUAAACUACUUCGAAAGGCUGUACACGAUUAUGCUGAAAACAAUGCAAGACCAAUACAACCACUUAAUCAACGCCAUGUACGAUUUUAUGGUCCGAUCUCAAGAUAGUUAAGAGCGAAUGUUUUAGAUGAACAAGUUUCAAUAAUUAGUAAUCCGGCCAUUUUGGAUGUUUUACAUAUCUUUUAUUUAUAGCUGUAUCAUAUUUCUACCUA